AGGACUUUUGUGCCUGCUAAUUGCACCAUUUGUGCGCAAAAAUUCCGACGCAAAGUGUGAACACUCAACAAAAGGAAACAUGAGACAACUGAUGUGCCCUGGUUUGUGUGCCCUGCUCCUCCUCCGCCGCCGCCUCCUCUUCUUUCUCCUUCCUCCCGCGGAGCCCGCUGUUGCAGCUUGUUUGCACUGGGUCUUAUCCGGAGCGGAAAUUCCUUUCCGUUUUUGUGAAUGACAAACUCAUUAACAAUUCAUCAACACAACCUGUUCCAACCGGCCCGUACCCACGGCAACAGCCACUUCCGCAGCGCGCUCAUUGGCUGGCUCGGAGAAUGUAUCCAUUGAGACGCUAGCUGUUUGUAUCCAUUGAGGAGCUGCCUCGCGCAGGGGGUGUGCGAAGGCUGAGACUAAGGGACUGUAAGCAAAUCGAGGCUUGAAUAAUCCGAGCAGAAAGACGCCCGGGUGGAUUUGAGGUGCAGCCUUGGAGGGAGGGUUUAGGAGCCGCUGGACUUUUUUUCUUCCUCCUCUUUCAAGUAGCACGAAGUCCGAAUUAAAUGGAUUUCAUUCACUAAGGAGGAACAAAACUGUCUGGGCAGCUCCAUUCAGAGAGAUCCAUUGACACCAAAGGCGGCUGCAGCUCUGUGCAGAGGGAACUGCGGCUUCACUUCUGUCUCGCCUUCCCCAACCACUAACCGGGGUUUGGAAAAGGCGAGGCGGAAUUAAACCCUGCUCCCGGAGCGGCGGCUUUGCGCGACGCGGUCAGCCUAUGCCUGCCCCACGGGGCGUCUGGUAGGCACCUCGCCUUCGCCCUCAGCUCGACCCCCAUGAUAGAUACGCUCAGACCCGUGCCCUUCGCGUCGGAAAUGGCGAUCAGCAAGACGGUGGCGUGGCUCAACGAGCAAUUGGAGCUGGGUAACGAGAGAUUGCUGCUGAUGGACUGCCGGCCACAGGAGCUGUACGAGUCGUCGCACAUCGAGUCGGCCAUCAAUGUGGCCAUCCCAGGCAUCAUGUUGCGGCGCCUGCAGAAGGGUAAUCUGCCGGUGCGUGCGCUCUUCACGCGCGGCGAGGACCGGGAUCGCUUUACCCGGCGCUGCGGCACCGACACCGUGGUGCUCUACGACGAGAGUAGCAGCGACUGGAACGAGAACACGGGUGGCGAGUCGGUGCUCGGUCUACUGCUCAAGAAGCUCAAGGACGAGGGCUACCGAGCAUUUUACCUGGAAGGUGGCUUCAGUAAGUUCCAAGCCGAGUUCGCCCUGCACUGUGAGACCAAUCUAGACGGUUCGUGUAGCAGCAGCUCACCGCCCUUGCCAGUGCUGGGCCUCGGGGGCCUGCGGAUCAGCUCCGAUUCCUCCUCGGACAUUGAGUCUGACCUUGACCGAGACCCCAAUAGUGCCACGGACUCGGAUGGCAGCCCGUUGUCCAACAGCCAGCCAUCCUUCCCGGUAGAGAUCUUGCCCUUCCUCUACCUAGGCUGUGCCAAGGAUUCCACCAACCUGGACGUAUUGGAAGAAUUCGGCAUCAAGUACAUCUUGAAUGUCACCCCCAAUUUGCCGAAUCUCUUUGAGAACGCAGGAGAGUUCAAAUACAAGCAGAUCCCCAUCUCCGAUCACUGGAGCCAAAACCUGUCCCAGUUUUUCCCUGAGGCCAUUUCUUUCAUAGAUGAAGCCCGGGGCAAAAAUUGUGGCGUCUUGGUGCAUUGCCUGGCUGGCAUCAGCCGCUCCGUCACGGUCACUGUGGCCUACCUUAUGCAGAAGCUCAAUCUGUCCAUGAACGAUGCUUAUGACAUAGUCAAGAUGAAGAAAUCCAACAUCUCCCCCAACUUCAACUUCAUGGGCCAGUUGCUGGACUUCGAGAGGACACUGGGACUGAGCAGCCCCUGUGACAACCGAGUCCCUGCACAGCAGCUGUAUUUCACCACUCCCUCGAACCAGAAUGUCUACCAAGUGGACUCCCUGCAGUCCACGUGAAAGGACCCCAUGCCCCUCUUCACUAUGGUGGGGCCGUUCUUCUGCGGUUUCUUGGCAGCAUCGGCUGGGCUGCUUUGUUUGUGUGUGGCCCUUGGUGUCAAAAUGGCACCAGCUGCCUGUAUUAGACAAGGUUACCAAGUACGAAAUUAGCUAUUACAAAGAGGGAUAGAUUUUCUCCAUUCCUUUUGGAGGAACAGGACAUGCUGUAUUAGAUACAGGCAGUAGUUUUGCUCUGUACCCAGGUGUACAACCUACCCAUGCAGGGACUGGAAUUCAAGGACUUCCAGGUAUAUAGGGUAGGACCAAAUGGCAGGGUAGGAGUACGUGUUCCUUAGGGCCUUGUACAUGGCUGUUUCCUUUGCAUCUGGAACUGACUAUAUAUUGUCUUCAGUGAAGACUGAUUCAAUUUUGCAUAUAGAGGAGCCAAAGAGAGGUUUCAGCUCUGUAUUUGUGGAAUCAGUUUCAAAAAAAAAAAAAAAAUCUGAGGCUAAAUUUGAUUAUUGUAAAUAUUUGAUUUUAAAUCACUUGACGCAGUGUUUGUUUGAAUUGUGUUUGUUUUCUCUUUGAUGGGUUUAAAAGAAAUUGUCCAAAGGGAGAAAGAGGCAGUAUGUCACUUCUUAAAACAGGAAAAUAGAAAAUUUUGCUCUUUUCCAAUCCAAAGGGUCUAUUUGCAGCAUGCUCAGCUUUACUGUACCAACUCUGAAUGACAUUUUUCAUGGACAAUAUUAUCACUAAGAUCUUGUGGUGCAGUCUUGAGUCUCUUUCAUGUAUCUUCUUGUGAUUUUUUUCUUCUUAAUGUUGUUUGACUAUGCCAUACCUUUGUAAGUAGUUUGGCUUAUGUUGUCUCAAAAGCUAUUUCUUAGAAAGACACCAAAAUCAUGGGCUCACUUUUUUUUUUUUUUAAAAACUUCAGCUGUGCUAAACAGUAUAUUACCUCUGUAUAAAAUUCUUCAGGGAGUGUCACCUCAAAUGCAAUAUUUUGAGUUGGUUUCCUUCCUUUUUUAAAAAAAAAAAAAUUUGUAUAAAACUGGAAGUGUGUGUGUGAGCAUGGGUACCCUAAGUGAAAUGCAUCUGAUUGUUAACAAGGGAGAGUUAAAUUGCUCCAUUAUGUUCAUGGUGUAAAGUUUUGAGCUGGAAUUUAUUAUAAGAAUGCAAAAUCUUAAAUUAUUAAUAAAUAACUAUUUUGGCUAUUGAA
Molecule: messenger RNA, 3162 nt
Organism: Chrysochloris asiatica (Cape golden mole)
Lineage: Eukaryota; Metazoa; Chordata; Mammalia; Afrosoricida; Chrysochloridae
Gene: DUSP6
Product: dual specificity phosphatase 6
Exons: 3
Coding region: 822-1967 (381 amino acids)
Biological process (GO): regulation of heart growth; protein dephosphorylation; negative regulation of ERK1 and ERK2 cascade
Cellular component (GO): cytosol; cytoplasm
Molecular function (GO): MAP kinase tyrosine/serine/threonine phosphatase activity; protein tyrosine/threonine phosphatase activity
Source: RefSeq, a predicted model, not a curated record